Ornithodoros turicata is the source of this 1718-nucleotide messenger RNA. RefSeq lists its product as uncharacterized. The record is from RefSeq and is a predicted model, not a curated record. NCBI's taxonomy places the organism in Eukaryota, Metazoa, Arthropoda, Arachnida, Ixodida, Argasidae. Bases 271 to 1515 code for a protein of 414 amino acids. The transcript is spliced from 3 exons.
UCCUCCGGACGGCACUGUGCCGUCGUCGGUUGCACCAACAACCAACGUAAACGCAAGCUUCUUUUACAAGAACGUUGUGAUAUUCAUCAGCGCCAACGACACGAUUGCAUGUGAGGGGUGUACUCGCUGCACGCGUUUCCUGUUGCCGCCGAGAAACGACGACAGUGGAUAAUCGCUUUGAACAGGAAGGACUUCGUGCCAAGCAAGUUUUCACGAGUAUGUUCUGUACACUUCAUCGACGGAAGACCAACGAACAUAAAUCCAUGCCCCAUGUUGAAGCUGGGAUACCCAAGAAAGGUCGGCCAUGAACCAUGCACGUCGUCGUCUUCAACCUUUGCAAGUAAUGCUGAAUGUGAGCCCCAUGAUGCUACACCAUUCGAAGAGGCAGGUGACCAUGGUCAACAUGUUGGCCCCCUUGACCUUCGUUGCAUGAAGUCCUUGCUACAAAUAGAAAGCAGCUCUGAUAGGCACGAAAAAUGGAGUCAUCAGAGUUGCCAAGUUCAACCUACAGUUCGUGAUAUUGGGACGCAGUGGGAAGACCCCUACAACAGCAUAAGAGAGGAACAUUCGUAUGCUGCUCUGCGUGUGAUGACGACAUCUUCAGAAACACAGACAGUACAGAAGACACCCUCUGAAGAUAUGUCAGAAGCUCUUUGCUGUUUCUACACAGGACUUAGCCUGGAUGGCUUCUGGAAGCUCGUGACGACAGUGAGUCUGGCUGCCCAGACUACCAUCACAAUGAAUGUGGGUGAUCAAGUAUUGUUAACCCUAAUGAGGCUACGGCUCGGGUUGUUGUACUUUGACCUGGCAAUACGGUUUGGCAUCUCACUUGCCCAAGCAGGAAAAAUAUUCAGAGAAAUGCUUGGUAUUCUAAGUGGCAUAAUGAGGAAAGUUGUAGUGUGGCUACCAUUAGAGACAAUUCUUGCAACUACGCCGUCACAGUUUACGUCUAGCGGAUAUGGCAACACCAGCUGCAUCAUCGACUGCACAGAGGUUCCAAUGCAACGGCCCAAGAGGAUUUAUUCGAGAGGGCAAACCUACAGCCACUAUAAGAGCUGCAACACCAUGAAGUUUUUGGUGGCCAUCGCACUAAAUGGAUUUAUCAUGUUCGUCUCACAUGCAUAUGGUGGGCGUGCUUCCGACAAGUUCAUUGUUGAAGAUUCCGGGUUUGCAAACUACUUAUACCAGGAUCAGGAAGUCAUGGCCGACAGGGGAUUUGCUCUAAAUAACUCAAUGAAAGAAAAGGGAGUCAAGCUGAAUAUUCCAGCUUUUUCAAGAGGCAAGAGCCAGUUUUCUGAGGCAGAAGUGACAGUGUCCAGGAUAAUUUCUAGACUGAGAAUCCAUGUUGAGCGUGCGAUCAAUCGCAUCAAAGUAUACAGGAUCCUGAAGGGUGCACUUCCAAUCACUCACAAGAAGUUAAUGAACAAUAAAGUUGUAGUAUGUGCAGGCCUGUGUAACUUGAAGGGUCCACUAAUCUCUCCCAAGCAUUGCGAGGAUGAGCUUCGCACAGAUUAGUAUAUAUAGUGUACAUAGUGCGCAUACUAUAAUAAUGCACAUUCACUGUAUAUCACCUUAUUGCACACAGUGUAUAGAUUUUAUAUUAGUACAUUGACAAGUCCAUCACGGCCGAACCUACAGUCAAAUGCUGCUAUGAAUGAAGCUCAAUACGCAACCACUUCAAAGGUGCAGUUAUAAUAGGAAAUAAAGGACAGCAUUGU